AUGGUUGAGGACGAGAGAUUCCAGGAUUUCUUAGCAGCACCGCUCAACAAUGACAAGCGGUUCGUGUCGUUCCGCGUCGGAAUGGACAAGAAUGGGAGCUACCGCUUACAUCGGUCUAUUGUGGACUCGGUCCCAGAUCACCUGGCCGAUCGAGUUACCUCGUUCCCAGUGUAUGACUUGGACGACGAGUUUUCCUGCGAGCAGGACCCCAGUCCGCUGGCGUUUCCGCCGUAUUUGAGGUCACUGACUGUGAUUAACUCGAAAUGUGCGGGCGGCAGCACUGGCGGAGAGGUUUAUUUCAACGUGCUGAGUCCGUUGCUAAAGGCCUUCCGACUGAGGCACGUCUAUGUGGCAACCGACUCACAACAAUCAAUCUCCAACCACGCGCGGUCGUUUUCGUCUUCUGCCAGUGUCAUUAUUAUUGGCGGAGACACAUCGGUGCACGAGUUUGUCAAUUUUCUCUCUCCAUCGCACGACACAGAACUUCGCCUAUCGGUUAUUCCUGCUGGCACGGGUAAUGCACUGAUGGCCUCGUUGGGAAUCACAUCUCCAAUCCAGAUCAUAGGACGGCUAUUUCUUUCUGAUGACUUCUUACCCUUGGCGGCUUUCCCCGUGCACUUUCCACCUGGGUCCCGCGGCAUCAACACCAUUGACCCCGAUCGUCUGUCUUACCAAGCGCUCGUUGUUGCAUCAUGGGGGUUCCAUGCGUCGCUAGUAUACGAGGCUGAUUCCGCCGAAAUGAGGCAAUCUGGGGCUGACCGGUUUGCCUUGGCAGCAAGCAAGCUAAUAACUACAGUAGACCAGUCGUAUGACGGCCGCGUCCUUGACGCGCCUACACCGAUUGGAUCGCCCAUUUCCUAUUUAUUGUUCACCACCGUGACGAACCUCGAGGCAGAUUUCCCGAUCUCGCCUCUAUGCCAACCUCCAUCGUCCUGCAAGCUCUACUGCGUUGCCGUUCCCAAAGUACCUAAUUCAGAGCUCAUGGACAUCAUGAAAGAGGUCUACAAUAGUUCAUCGCAUGUUAAUGACCCCAGGGUUGUGUACGAGCAUAUUCAUGAUUUUUGCCAUAUCCAGAUCGACGACGCAGACUCGACACGGCGCGCCUGGUGCGUCGAUGGAAGCAUCGUCGAAGCAGCAACUGGCAUCGUGACAAUUGGCAAACCCUCUACUUCUUAUAAUGGAUGGAAGCUACUCAUAAAAAUAUGA
Molecule: messenger RNA, 1206 nt
Organism: Wickerhamiella sorbophila
Lineage: Eukaryota; Fungi; Ascomycota; Dipodascomycetes; Dipodascales; Trichomonascaceae
Exons: 1
Coding region: 1-1206 (401 amino acids)
Biological process (GO): sphingosine biosynthetic process
Cellular component (GO): intracellular membrane-bounded organelle; cytoplasm; membrane
Source: RefSeq, a predicted model, not a curated record